This is a messenger RNA of Parnassius apollo (apollo), 843 nucleotides long. The record is from the annotation of a GenBank genome assembly. Lineage: Eukaryota; Metazoa; Arthropoda; Insecta; Lepidoptera; Papilionidae.
AUGACUGAUCUCCAGAUUUGCGAGACCGACGGUAUCGAAGAGUUGAGCGACGAGGAAUCCCCGAACACUGGCUGCCGCCGCCGCCGCCGCCGCCUUGUAGUUGUAAAAACGCUUUGGCGCGGUUGCCAUAACGAUAUCAAGGCGGCGUUUGCCCGCGAGGCUACAUGGGGCGCAGGCCUCAAGCACCCUCAACUUGCGAGAGUCCUUGGUUUGAGCCUGCUAGAACCCCCAUGCGCAGCACUCGAUCGCGGCGAAGCUGCACCUCUCCCGACGAUCCUCAAAAUGAACAGGAAAUUGAAUUAUUCGAGUUUGAUUCACAUAUGCUGUCAGAUAGCAGCAGGCAUGAAAUAUCUGGAAUCAUUCGAGUUAAUACACCGAGAUCUCGCGGCACGCAAUGUUACCGUGACAGAAGAACUGAAUGUUAAGAUAUCCGACUACGCAAUGUUCUGUGAGGAGUUUACCUGCGAUUACCACAUCAGGGCGGACGGCUGUCGCUUCCCACUACGCUGGAUGGGCUGGGAAAGUUUACUGAUGGGAAUGUAUUCUCCAGCUAGCGAUGUCUGGUCAUUUGGCGUCACUGUAUGGGAAGUACUUACUUACUGCGCUGCAAAGCCUUUCGAAGAAAUGGAUGAUGAACAAGUGGUAGCGAAUGCCAGCGAAUGGCGUCGCGGCGGACGCGGCGCUCGUGUCCCAGCGGCACCACCGCCGCGUUGCCGCCGCGAACUCUACGAUCUCAUGCACGAAUGCUGGCGCCGCGAGCCGGAACAGCGGCCCCGAUUCUACGAUCUCCAUCGCUUCCUAGAGCGCAUGACCCACGGCUACAAACCACCUCCCAUGCAUUAA